AACUAGUGAGUAGAUCUGCUGUAAGUAAGCAGCUGUUCCUGUUCUAUACUGAUAACUUUCUAAUGAGAUGGCUGAUAGGGCAGGUUUUAGUAAGGGUUACAGGUGUGUGCUGGAGAGCAAAAUGAGGGAGGAAGCAGACUAUAAAGGCUCCCCUGGUGUUCUCUCAAAGCUCUGCUCUUUGUUUCUUAGGUGUGGAAGAAAUGAGUUGUGUCUUUUCUUAAAAUAAAGGUUGUAUGUAUAACGAAGAUCUUUGAACAAGUGGUUACACCAGCUUGCUAAAGAUGUCUGUUCCAAGCCAAUACUGUUCUGUUAUUAUUAACCCACCUCCACCAGAGUAUAUAAAUAACAAGAACAGUGGCUGUCAAACAAACCAACUUCAGUACUUGCAGAGGGUGGUGAUGAAAGCAAUGUGGAGACACAACUUCUCCUGGCCCUUCCAUCAGCCUGUAGAUGCAGCAGCACUGAAUCUUCCUGAUUAUUACAGUAUUAUAAAGAAACCUAUGGAUUUGACAACCAUUAAAAAGCGUCUGGAACACAAUUAUUACACAAAAGCUGCAGAAUGCAUUGAAGACUUUAAAACUAUGUUCUUGAACUGCUACAUAUAUAACAAGCCAGGUGAUGACAUUGUGUUUAUGGCUCAAGAGCUAGAAAAAGUGUUUAUGCAGAAAAUAGCCCAAAUGCCACCAGAAGAAAGACCUGUGAUUCUCAACAAAGGAAAGAGAAAAGGGAAGAAGGCAGAAGAAACACAGCAGCCCAAUCCUGGGACCUCAAAUGAACGAAGCACAAUGUGGAAGCAAGCUGCAAGCAGCGAGCAGCCUCCAGCGAUGACUCACGAGCUCCACCAGGUUACCCCAGCUCCUCUGUCUGCAGCUCAGCUGGCUGCUUUAAUGCCUCCUGCGGUCCCUAUCUCAAGAGCUAAAAAAGGUGUGAAAAGGAAGGCUGACACUACAACUCCUACUAUUUCAAUAUUCACAGCAAGUGGUGAAUCUUCUGCAACAUUUAAUGGAAGAAAAGCUGUUAAAGCAUGCAGAGGUGAAAAUGAACGGAGGAUACCAAAUAAGCUUCUGAAGAGACACUUGCCAGAUUCUCAACGAUCACCUGAAAUUCUUAAAAAGAUUCAGUUGUCAGAACAACUAAAACAUUGUAAUGCAAUAAUUAAAGAAAUGUUUUCAAAGAAACAUGCAGCAUAUGCCUGGCCUUUCUUAAAACCUGGAGCUGCUGCAUCUUUCUCAAUUGGUGAGGACCAAGGGAUCACCAAAUGUCCUACAGACCUGGGAGCCAUUAAAAAGAAAAUUGAUAACUUUGAAUAUGGAGAUAUACAAGAAUUUGCUAGAGAUGUUAGAUUAAUGUUCAUGAGCUGCUACAAAAGUAAUCCUCCAGACCAUGAAACUGUUGCUAUGGCAAGGAAACUUCAGGAUGUUUUUGAAAUGCGCUUUGCCAAAAUUCCUGAUGAGCCUGUUGCAAGUGUUCAUCUGCCACAGCCUGCAAGAGAAAUGACAGAAGCUAAUUUCAGUGAGAGCAGUAAUGAUGACUCUUCAGAAGAAAUAUCAUCUGAAGACUCUGACCAGGAGAGAGCAGCACACCUUGCAAAGCUUCAGGAGCAACUUGAAGCUGUUCAGCAGCAGUUGCAGGUUUUGACCAGAGCAUACUCACCUAGACUGAAAAAGAAAAAAGGGAAGGCUAAAAGGAAUGAAAGAAAGAACAAGGAAAAAGCCAAAAUAAAAAGCCUGAUUCAAAAGAAGAAAAAUCUAAACCACAAGAAGAAAUCUAAGAAAAAGCUAUCUUUAAACAUUCAAUCAAAGAAAACCAUGCAGCAGGUCUUCUUGGCACCUAAGUCAGAAGAUGAAGAUGGUGCCAAGCCUAUGAAUUAUGAUGAAAAAAGACAGUUGAGUUUGGACAUAAAUAAACUCCCUGGAGAUAAGCUUGGGAAAGUAGUCCAUAUAAUACAGUCAAGAGAACCUUCACUGAGGAACUCUAACCCUGAUGAGUUAGAAAUAGACUUUGAAACUUUAAAGGCUUCAACACUCAGAGAACUAGAGAAAUAUGUGGCAACUUGUUUGAGGAAGAAACAAAGAAAGCAGCGGGCUAAAAAAACGACCAAGUCAAAAGAACAAUGUAAUUCUGAGAGGAAACAAGAGCUAGAGAAGAGACUACUGGAUGUCAACGGUCAACUAAACCCAAAGAAGGAGAACUUCAAGUCUGAAAACAAUGCUGAGUCCGGUAUUGGACCGAGCAGACUGAGUGACAGCAGCAACAGCAGCAGCUCCUCGGACUCUGGCAGUGGUUCCAGCUCCUCAGAUAGCAGCGACUCUGAAUCAGAAAUCUGCUCAAAACAGACAGAAACCAGGCAGAACUGUCCGACUUCUAUGCAAAAGUCUAAGAGAAUACCACUAUGUUUCCAGAGGACAUCCUGCAAUGCCAUUCUGCAAGCACAGCCCCCAUCUCUUACUAGUAGCUUGCAAAACUGUGGAUCAUCUGAACUGCAGCAGCCACCUCCCAAUGUCCUGUCGAGGCUUCAGCCUUUACCGAAUACAACACUUAAACUACCAGAACAAAAUGCCCAGUCUCCUUCAGGUAUAAUCAAAGCUGGAUCUGCUCUGCAUGAUGCUCCAGACCAGCAAACUCCUCAGAGUACUCCAAGGACAAAUCAGUCUUCUGGCAGCACCCAGCGCACACAUGUUCUUCCAGAGGUAUCUGACACAACUUACCAGGUUGAUGGUGCUGAUUCAAGUAAACAAGCUGAGAAAACAAUACAUCCAGACAAAUCAAAUAAACUUCAAAGCAAGGCCAGUGACAGAGCUGCUGAUUCAAUAUCCUUAAGUCAAGAACAAAGUCAUUCUACACCUAAUGAUAAACCUAAUGGUAAAAACACGCUAGAGCCAAAAUCCAAAGGUCUUCCAAGAAAGGAUACGGAAUUUAAGAACAGAGAUUCCUGGGCAAGCUUGUGUAAAAUGAUGAGGCUUCCAGCUCCGAUAAAAACAUCUGCAGAGAGCUUCAAGCAUUUCAGGAAAGCGGCACUAAAGAGGAGGAGUGGGCAAGCACAGGAGUUAAAAAGGCCUCUGGAGCAAGCUGAGAGUGAACUGCAAAGCCUUUCUCAAGAAAAAGAGAGGGGCCACGAAUGCACAGGAUCGGAUGCCAUGGCAGUGACAGACUGUGAGCCCCAGAAAGAGCAAAAGGGUGAACAACUGCCCAAAGCUCAACAACACACUCUUGUUCAAGACCGUAUCUUGGCUAGAAAACUGGAACAAGAACGCAGGAGGAGAGAAGCAAUGGCUUGUACAAUUGAUAUGAACCUGCAGAGUGAUAUAAUGGCAUCUUUCGAAGAAUAUCUUGAGUCAAAGUUGUAGUUAAUAUAGAAUUUAACUUCAACACUACUACAACCUGUACAACUUUGAAAAUGUAUCAGUUACAAGCUUAAAUGUUAAGACCACUUUAAAGAGCAUGCAAGCUCCUCUCAAAUGCUUAAUUUUAAAAGCUUGUUCAUUGACAUUUGAAGCAUUACAAGAUGGGUUUUUUCUUGUUUAGAGUAUAUGUAAUCUAGUCUGUUGUACACUAGAAAGCAGUUGUUCUUUUGAUUACAGUUUUAUGUUGUGUACAUACAUGAGACAACAUCAGCUCCUUGAUUCUUUUCUCAUUUUUUUAAAUCAAUCUUUUUCAGAAACACUUGAGAAUCUGUUAUACUAAGCAUAGCCAAAUUCCUGUUUGACUGUAUCAAGUCAUAAUAUACACAACAUGCACCUAUAGAAACUACUUUAAACCAAGGUCUUGUUGAUUAUGUGAUUGCUAUUAAAGCAACCACUCCACUAUGACAUGCUUGCAUGGAAUGUGGGCUGUGACAAAAGAUCUCUAUAAUAGUGAUAACUUCUAAAGGAUGUGUAACUUUACUUAUAAUCCUAAUUAAAAAGAAAAGUUUCCUUGGAACUCUGUAAUUUCAGCAGCAAAUCCUGGAUUCUUGUGUCUUAAGGCCCAGGCACGUUGGUCUUCUGUUUAACGUAUUUUAUGUUAACAUAACAUUUGGAUAAGGGUGCAAGCAUGUUUGCCAGAUGGUUCUGGUUCGUCACAGAAAGAAAUUAUCUAAACCAUACCACUUCUGGCUCCAGUAUGAAAGACUGGCUGAUUAAUGCAAAAUUUUAUUUGGGAUACUUGUCUGCAGUAGAAACUAAAGUGUAAAAACUCUACAUUCUUGUUGAUUACAUAUAGCUAUCUCAAGUUAAGUACAAGACUAAUAAAACAUUGUUUUAUAGAAUUAAUACCAACACACAAUGUACAUUACAGAGAUAAUGUUUGGUUGAAGGGGCCCCCUCAAGAUAAUCUAGUUCAGUGGUCUCCAGACCUUUUCCAUUAUACGCCCCUGUAAAAAAUUAUAAGGAUGCACCCCCAAGACACAUAUAUUAAUUUAUAAAUUACACACAUGUUCUACUGUACUAAUAUAUUAGGUACAUUAUAUUAAAAAGAUAAAUUAAAAAUAUUUAGUGUUUAUGUGAUUUUUUUUCUUAGUUACGUUUGGUUUGUAAUUAAAAAAUGUUUUGUAAUUUUUAAAAUAUUGAUUUGCAUUAAAUAUUUUCUUCCCACGCUCCACUUUGGAGGCCACUGAUCUAGUUGAACCUCCCCCUCAAAACUCUUUAUCCCUAUGGAGACUUCUGGUCUGCCAAGUUCCUGGGUCGAAGUUGGGAGUGAAGGUAACGCUGCCAGCGCUGUGGCGAGGGUCUGACACUGACCGGGCAACUAAGCAGACAAGACUUUCUACAAAUAACUGAAUCUUUAGAUAAAGGAAACAAAUUGCACCUAAAUUCAUAAAUUACAGCUAAAGUGUUCAAAAAUGCCAGCCUGGUAUUUCAGGCAGCAGGCCCAUGAGCUAGUGCUACCUCCAAAAUAUCUAUUCUGCAAUCAAAUGCCACUUUGUAUCUUGUACCUCCGCAAGUACCAUAGCAGAAUGUAUAUUUACAAAUGCUCAGAAUGGGGUACUGCCCUUUGAAAUGUCUGGGGAAGUCCUCAUAUGUGAGCCUUGUCUGGAUGCAGGCCCCAGAGUACGCUGUUUGGGAGGUCUGAGUAAAUCAUACAGUACUUGGCUAGGAAAGGGAUUUGGGCUGAAAGGUAGUAAUGUAAAGUGAUGCUAUUAGAAUGUCUUGUUUCACAUCCACAUCAAAGCAAUUUAGGCCUGCCUUCAUUUGUGCUUUAUACAUCAUUAAUAGCUAUUUGUUCUUUAAUAAAAUAUUACAGUUUGCAUUUUGGACUCCCCAACAUGCCAUCACCUGGACAUACUCUCUGACUGGGUUAAUGCAAGCUCAGGAUCUCGUUUUGGAAACAGAAGGUGACAGAGGGGAAAGGCAAUAAUUAAUUAUCUGCAUUUCAUCUGUUCUAUAUAACCAUAUGUGCAUUGCUAACAGUAUGAACUGGUAUGUUUGCCCCUUCACAAACUAAUUCCAGCUUCUGUGACUAUAUUGUCUUGAUGACUUAAAGGCACAAUGUCAGCGCUGCUACUGCUGAACUGAUGAACCCUUCAUUUGCAACCUACAAACCAGCUAGAGGAUAAUCAGCUUCUGCCUCCAGACAGGAGGCUGAGUUCAGAGGACAGGGAGACGGCCUCCUAGCACAGGUGAGUAGCAAGCCUGUAACCACUGUGUUUGCCCAAAGCUGUCACCACACUCAAGCCAGCAGGAAUACCAUUUGUGCAGAUACAGCCUGCAAACAAUAAGCUGCUUAAAUAGGCUAACUAUAGUUAGUUACCUAACAGUUAAAAUGUGUACUAAAUUCCAUUAGGCCAUCAAGUUACCUUGAUCAUUUGUGAAAACAGUUGCACUAACUUGCAUCUACACUAGUAGAUUGUAUCUACUUGUAAAUGAACAGUAAGAUAGCUAAAACCUAAGUUCCUCUGUAAUUAAUA
Messenger RNA from Columba livia (rock pigeon), 5884 nucleotides. RefSeq names its product bromodomain testis associated (gene BRDT). Gene Ontology annotation, biological process: chromatin remodeling; regulation of DNA-templated transcription. The record is from RefSeq and is a predicted model, not a curated record. Gene Ontology annotation, cellular component: chromatin; nucleus. Lineage: Eukaryota; Metazoa; Chordata; Aves; Columbiformes; Columbidae. The coding region runs from base 282 to 3347 and encodes 1021 amino acids. The transcript has 20 exons.